Molecule: messenger RNA, 3360 nt
Organism: Podarcis lilfordi (Lilford's wall lizard)
Lineage: Eukaryota; Metazoa; Chordata; Lepidosauria; Squamata; Lacertidae
Source: the annotation of a GenBank genome assembly
GUCUGCGCCCCGAGCUGCGCUCGUUCCUCCGCCAACCGGCCGGGUUCCCUCCGCAAGGCCUCCAGGCCCAGCCCCGCCAGCGCCGACAGGUAGGUCGCCAGCUCCGCGUCCCCCGCCGCCAGGGGCGGAGGCAGCGGCGAGGUCGCCCCGCGGAACAGCCAUGCCAGCAGGCUCGCCUCCUCUAGGUCCGCCGAAGGCUCCGGGGCCGCCAUCGGGCCUCCCUCGACGUGGACCAGGAAGUGAUCGCUAUGGCAACCGGGAGGCCGCGCUAGCCAGAGGCGGAGGCUAGUCCUCCGUGGCAGAUCCGGGUGCCGCUCUGCCCGAAACCUCUGUGUUCGUAUGACGUAACCAGGAGGUCACGCAACGACGCUCCGACAUGAAAAUCACUUGCACUCUAUUGUGACCAUAGACAUAUUUCUGUGUGUCAGCCUAGAGUGGGAAGAGCCUAUGAGUGUAGGACACCCGAACGUAGCUUGAUGUUGCAACUUCCGCUUCACGUCUUUGAUCCGAGGCUUCCUUGAAUUGGAACCACGCGGGUCUCCGGCGUCUUCUCGGGAGGUGCGAUGCGGCCCCUCACGGAGGAAGAAACGCGUGCGCUCUUCGAGAAGCUCUCCAAAUAGUAAGCGGGGUGGCUGUGGUGGCAUUUGUGUUCUCUGGGUUCAUUAGGCUUUAUGAUUAAACCAUGGAACUCACUGACACAAGAUACCCGGAUCCCCACCCAAUGGACAGAGGGAAUUAGAGAAAUCAGUGAAGGAGGGGAAGUUUGUCUCUUGCUGUUGGCCCAGAAAGUAAAAUGGAAGCGUCGUUGAACCAUAGCGGUGGAAGAUACCGCAAAGGUCCUCUAGCCCACCCCAAUGGAUGUAGAGAAUCACAACAUUAUAGGCAGGCAGCGACCCAUGCUCUGCUGCGAGGAAGCGGGCACCCACCUUCCCAUACAGACUGUACCAGUGUGGAAUAGCUCUUCUUAAUCUUCCACGGAAUACCACUAGCUGGGAGACAACAGCAGGAGAACUAGAUGGGUCGUGUUUAAUGCAGAAAAAUAAUUACAGGGAUUAUAGGGAAGUCAGUAUAAUAGUUUAAAAUUGAAGUCUUCAUAUACAGAGGCAGUAUGUCUUAGAAAUGGUUGCUGUUCUCCACCCCUGCUUGCUGGCUCCCUGCAGGCAUUUGACUUGCUUUUGCCAGGAGGAGGAGGCUGAACUAAUUGGGCAUUUGGUCAAAUCUAGCAUAAGAGGGCUAUUCUCAUGUUUUCUGGGGACUGGCUGACAGUGUGUCUCUUUGUUCCAACCUUUUUAAGUAUUGGUGAGAACAUCCAGCUCCUGGUUGACCGGCCAGAUGGUGCCUACUGCUUUCGCCUGCACAAGGACCGUGUCUAUUACCUCAGGUGAGGAGGCCCUACAUACACCCUGGGGCAUGUUAUUAAUGUUAACACCUUCAUCCAUAACACACAUUAAGUAAAAAUAAAAGGAUGGAUCUUUGAACAUGUGUAAGGCUCUCUUCCUCUUCCAGAAUGUACCCACGUCUUUGUGGGUGGGGAGAAGAGUGGAGGCAUCUAUGGGGGAAAGGAAAGGGCCUGUUUUCUUUUGUAAGAUGCUGCUUGUUCUCACUACAGAGCUGCAAGGUGCUGGGAAAGAGAUCUUGUUUCCCUUGUGUUUUUAGCAGCAGAAGAGCAAAAGAUGUAAAAGGAGCUGAACUGAACUAAGGGAAGCUGUACUCAUGGACAGUCUUUCAUAUGCAAAUAAAGGACAGAGAGGAGGGACUUGGUCUCAUAAUUUAACUCUGAGCUCCCGUCUCGUCUGAUCCAGUUUUUGGCACAUUUUAUCACUUCCAGUGCAAGUGCACCACAUUGUAUUUGGGGACCAGGAGUGGCUAUAAGGUCUUUCUUGUUUUAGGGUUGCUUGGAUUAAAUCCCCAAACCUGCCUUUCCAUCAUCUCAGUAUCCCCAAUUUGGUUUAGGUACCUUAAAGCUUCUCCUCUCCCCUAUGGAAGCAUAUGACCAAAAAGCCACAAUAUUGGCUGCAGGUACUUGGAGUGUGCCUCAGGCCACAGCAUGGUUCAGUGAUGCUCUGAUGGUGACUUUGGAGCUUCUGAAUCUGGAGAGACCGAGUCCUAAUGAUAAGUCUUUGCUUUCUGUUUCUUAGUGAGAAGAUUCUGAAGCUUGCUACAAACAUCCCCCGGGAGAAUCUGGUGUCUCUCGGCACCUGCUUUGGAAAGUUCACCAAGAGCCAGAAGUUCCGACUCCACAUCACUGCCCUUGAUUACCUUGCUCCCUACGCCAAGGUAAAGAUGGCACAGAGGACCAUUUAUUUGAGGGGCACUAUCCUACCAAAAUAGGUACCGCUCUGGUGGGAAGGUAAAUGGCGUUUCCAUGCGCUGCUCUGGUUUCGCCAGAAGUGGCUUAGUCAUGCUGACCACAUGACCCGGAAGCUGUACGCCAGCUCCCUCGGCCAAUAAAGCGAGAUGAGUACUGCAACCCCAGAGUCGUCUGCAAUUGGACCUAGCGGUCAGGGGUCCCUUUAUCUUUACCUAGCCUACCAAAAAUGUCAAAACACCUGUAGUGCUGUGUGGGGUGGGGACCUGCUAGCUGUUUAUUGGGAAGGAGAGUAUUUUUUUCCCUUGUGCUAAUCUAAGGAGGACAAGAAAGGGAACCCGUGUAGUGGUACAUUUAAUGUAACUCAAAGAGGAUAUCUCUCAUUUUUUUUCUCAUGCAGUACAAAGUGUGGGUGAAGCCUGGAGCAGAGCAGUCCUUCCUUUAUGGGAACCACAUACUGAAGUCUGGCUUGGGGCGCAUCACAGAGAGCACUGCCCAGUACCAGGGUGUGGUGGUAUAUUCCAUGGCUGACGUCCCCCUGGUGAGUGACACCUAGUGGGUAGGUGGGUGGGUAGGUUGGAUGGUUGGACCCGAGUGAAUUUGAAGUUAAGACAAUGCCCCUCCAAGGUCUUAAUGCCUUCCUUGUUCCAAUUGACCUUCUUAGGGCUUUGGAGUGGCAGCCAAGUCCACCCAGGAGUGCCGGAAAGUGGACCCCAUGGCGAUCGUGGUUUUUCACCAAGCGGAUAUUGGAGAAUACAUACGGCAUGAAGAGACGCUGACAUAAAUGGCAGGGCAGAAAGCCCCAAAGACUGACUUUCCCUCAGAUAGAAGCUGCAGGCUUUCAACCAGCCUGUGCCCCUUUUCAUGCAGACUGUGGAAGGCGCAACUGUGUAGGUUGCUAAACUGCCAGCAAAAUACCUGUCUACCUCCUGAUGGCCACAGUGAGACUGUAGAUGAGUCACAAAACUUUGGGAUGUAGCUGCAGGCCUGGCAGUUCUAGGGACACAGCUACAAUUCUGACACAGUAAAGCUAUUUCAUUUUUCUCCUUUCA